Molecule: messenger RNA, 400 nt
Organism: Funneliformis mosseae
Lineage: Eukaryota; Fungi; Glomeromycota; Glomeromycetes; Glomerales; Glomeraceae
Source: the annotation of a GenBank genome assembly
AUGUCCUUUAACAACAAGACUCAACAACAGUAUCACUCUCAAAACCCUUACCCGGCUACUGUCAUCUCUUCAGACGCUGAUUUUCGUCUUGCCCAAAAGCUUCAAGAUGAGGAAUACGCUCGUUGGGUGGAGUCAAACCCGCAGCAAGAGCCUGUUCUAAACCGUGCGGGUGAAUCGUCCGUCGGCCCUCACCUACCUAGAGCACCAAUGCCGCCAAUACCUGAACAUUAUCAAUAUAAUCAUCAUCAACAAUUUCAAAAUAGCCCUUCAUACCAAUCUCCCAUAGUUUAUGCUUCUCCAAAUCAACCUCCUUUACCUUACUCUCAAACUUCUACAUAUGCAAAUAAUGGCGCAAGUGGUGGGGCCAAUAAUCAACCGUAUUAUGGGAGCUUGAAUCAGG